CUAGAGGGUGUAGUGUAGGACUUUGUGGACUUUUCAAAGUUUCCACCAAACUCGACGGAGUUUAUGGAUCCUCACAAAAUCACAGGUUCAACUCCAACCCAGUGAACCCCUCCACCUCGCGCGCGCCUUCCUCCACCAAACCCUAACCCUCGCAACCCCACCCCGCGAGCGCCACGCCAUGCCUUCCUCCUCCUCUCGCCGCCGCCGCCGCCGCGGCCGCCGCCGCAAGAAGAAGGAGGAGGAGGCGAGGGACUGGGCCGAUGGCCUGCCGCUGGACGCGAUCCUGGCCAUCUUCCACAAGCUCGGCCACGCCGACAUCCUCAUGGCCGCCGACCAGGUGUGUGCCACCUGGCGCCGCGCCGCGCGGGACGAGCCCGCGCUGUGGCGGCGCAUCACCGUGCGCGGGACCGAGGCGCUCUCCGCCAGGAUCAACCGCGGCGGCUUGGCCUGCGCCGCCGUCCGCCGCAGCGCGGGCCAGUGCGAGGCCUUCUGCGGCGAGUACGCCGGCGACGAUGGCUUCCUCGUGUACCUCACCGAGCAGGCCUCCUGUUUGAAGAGCCUUCGGCUCAUCUCAUGCUUGGGUGUCUCAAAUGAAGGAAUUGAGGAGGCAACAAAGGAAUUCCCUCUUCUUGAGGAGCUUGAGCUCUCAUUCUGCUACAAUGUUACUCAUGAGGCGUAUGCGGCUAUCGGCGCGGCAUGCCCACAGCUCAAGCGCUUCAGGCUUAGCAAACGAUCCUUCUAUGAUUCAGGAGGUAUCCGCUGGAAAAACAACGAUGAUGCUGGUGGAAUUUCAAAGAUGCACGGGCUACGCUCCCUGCAGCUCUUCGCCAAUAACCUCACAAAUGAAGGUCUCUCAACCAUCUUGGAUAACUGCCCCAACCUGGAGUCUCUUGACAUUCGCCAUUGCUUCAACAUCGACAUGGGCGCCGACUCCCUGCGAGCAAAAUGUAGCAGGAUCAAGAUGCUGAGGCCACCUGAUGACUCAACUGAUGACUAUGACUUCGAUGUGUACACUCCCAGGAGGCUCCCCAUCUCCCCCGGUUUUGUGCGGUAUUAUUCGGUGUAUUCUGAUCCGGAAUAUUCCAUGUACUCGGAUGAAUGGACGUCUGAGGAAUUUGAUGAUGAUGAUGAUGAUUAUUCCGGUCCUUCCCGCUACGAGGAAGAUCUUGACAAGUAUGAUAACGCGCUUCCCAGGUGCAUGAGGACGUUUCUGAAAUGAAGAACUGCAUGAUUUGAUCAAUGCGAGUGGAAUUUAUGUUGGAGUUCAACUAUUUUUUUCUGGGAAUAUUUUCUCCCUUUAGAUUCAUGUAAGUUCGUUCUGCACUCAUGUUAGUUGAUGAAUUUUAUGAACUAGUACUAUGUAGUACAUGGAAUAUUCUCUUCAAAGUAAUUAAUAAAUGUUCUCUUUAAAG
Molecule: messenger RNA, 1412 nt
Organism: Oryza sativa Japonica Group (Japanese rice)
Lineage: Eukaryota; Viridiplantae; Streptophyta; Magnoliopsida; Poales; Poaceae
Product: putative F-box/LRR-repeat protein 9
Molecular function (GO): protein binding
Source: RefSeq, a predicted model, not a curated record